This is a messenger RNA of Pyrus x bretschneideri (Chinese white pear), 920 nucleotides long. Its product is annotated as transcription repressor OFP17-like. The record is from RefSeq and is a predicted model, not a curated record. The coding region runs from base 223 to 789 and encodes 188 amino acids. The transcript has a single exon. Gene Ontology annotation, biological process: negative regulation of DNA-templated transcription. NCBI's taxonomy places the organism in Eukaryota, Viridiplantae, Streptophyta, Magnoliopsida, Rosales, Rosaceae.
UGGAGAUGCUAAAUUUUUCAUGGCAUCCCACUUACUUUGACUCCAAUACAUGAACCCCAUUAAUCCACCCAUCUCUACGUAAUACUCUCUCUCUCCCUCUCUCUCUCUCUCACCAACCGUUGUUGCAACAUAAAAACUCUUAAAAGCAAUAAGAAGUAGCAAAGUCACCAUCCUGCACUAUCCCUAGCUUCAAUCACACUCUGUUUAUCGCAAUCAUUAGAUAUGAAGUUGAAAGCAUCAGUUGCCUUGAGAUCCAAGCUAAUCAAGCCAUGCAAAAAUUUCUUACAAGUCUUCAGAUUCAAGCUCAAAAAACCCUUCUUUAUAAGAGCUCUUCAUCUCCGUCGAUCACCUUACACCCAAGUUAAACCGGAUAAAAAGGGUCCGGAGAAGAAGAGUCGGUUAACUUCGUUCCUAUCGACUUUCUAUUCACCCAGGAAGCCAAAAAGAAUGGACAGACUAGCAGCGCUCAAGAGCUUCACAGAAAAAGGGGGUGACGGGAAUGGAAUAACGCAUUGUCCGUCACCUGCCACACGGGCUUAUUUGAAGGCUAUGAGAGGAAGGGCGACGACUUCGGGUCACGAUGAGGUGCAAGAUGCGUGCAGGAGUUUUGAGAACUAUUUGGUGGAGAUGAUCAUUGAGGAAGGGCAAGUGUGGGACUCGAUGGAUGUGGAAGAGCUUCUGUAUUGCUGGAAGAACCUCAAGUGCCCUGUUUUCGUUGAUUUGGUUGGGAGAUUUUAUGGAGAGCUCUGCAAGGACUUGUUUUCCACUACAAGUGAUGGAAGUUCAUAGUGUGAUUUUGCAAAAUUAAAAUUCUUUGAUAUAAAUGCCAAUUCAUAAAUCUAUUUUUGUAACAUGAGAGAAGGAAAUGGAAAUUGGAUCUUGACAUGCGUACUUUAAAACAAUCGUCGCUAAUGACAUAU